This is a messenger RNA of Hydatigera taeniaeformis, 246 nucleotides long. The record is from the annotation of a GenBank genome assembly. Lineage: Eukaryota; Metazoa; Platyhelminthes; Cestoda; Cyclophyllidea; Taeniidae.
GCUUCCGCUGCAACAGUCUGCAAGCGAGCUCUGAAGAAGUACAUGGCAACUCGGCCAAAGGCCAGUGCGGAGUCCGUGCGUCGGGCAAAGGAAUUACGACUACACAUUUCUACCCUCACUCCACAUCCCAUCUUUGCUACUCAACUCUCCAACGUUGAUACACAAAAGGAGGCAAUUUUGGAGGUGCUUCGUAAUCGAAAACUGCCUGUACGUUGCACUGAACCUAUGAUUUUGACUUGGACUUGA